CUAGAUUUACGGUCUGUAUUUAGGUUCAAGAAGUGAAAAUAAUCAUUGAGCCUGUCUCUGUCUGGUAUAAAAGGGCCCUCACUGCAUCUUCUCACAACAUCUCUGACAACUCUACCCCAUAACAAGCUCUCCAGAGACCUCAAACAUCACAUCAGGAUGGACUUCCAAAUGUUUGCCCUGGUGAUGCUCUUUCUUGCCUGUGUGGAACAGAGCCUAGCUUCCUGUGUUGUGGAAAGCUUCACAGUGAAGGAGGACUUUGAUCCCAAGAGGUAUGCAGGAAAGUGGUAUGCUCUGCAGAAGAAGGACCCAGAGGGGCUGUUCCUUCAGGACAACAUCUCAGCUGAAUACACUAUUGGAGAUGAUGGCGCCAUGGUGGCCUCCUCCAGGGGCAGAGUUACACUGUUUGGAUUCUGGGUUGUGUGUGCUGACAUGGCUGCCCAGUACUCUGUGCCUGACCCUGGUACUCCCGGCAAAAUGUUCAUGAACUAUCAAGGACUUGCCAGCUACCUGUCCAGUGGAGGUGACAACUACUGGGUGAUCGACACUGACUAUGAUAACUAUGCCAUCACCUAUGCCUGCCGCACUCUGAAGGAGGAUGGGUCUUGUGAUGAUGGCUACGCCCUGGUGUUCAGCCGCAGCCCCCGUGGUCUGCCCCCCGCCAUCCAGAGAGUUGUCCGCCAGAAACAGGAGGAGAUCUGCAUGAGCGGACAGUUCCAGCCCGUUCUCCAGUCUGGAGCCUGCUAAAUUCAUCACCAGACAACACUCAACACAUUACCUCAUUUACUCCCCAAACAAGACUUCAUCCAAGACACAAUUGGUUCAAUAAUCCUAUUAUGGAUCUGUUUGUUGCUCACACUGUCCCUGUGAAAAAAUUAUCGGACCAAUCCAAUUUGAUUUACUCCCAGCUCUGUCAUUGUGGCACUAUUGCUUUACCAGGUGGGGAUCCAACACGACUGAAAGACUGUUUUGAUGGUUGACAUCUGCUGUAACUGGUAACAAUAAAUGUU
Periophthalmus magnuspinnatus is the source of this 1007-nucleotide messenger RNA. RefSeq names its product purpurin-like. Lineage: Eukaryota; Metazoa; Chordata; Actinopteri; Gobiiformes; Gobiidae. Gene Ontology annotation, molecular function: retinol transmembrane transporter activity; retinoid binding. The transcript has 6 exons. The coding region runs from base 157 to 744 and encodes 195 amino acids. The record is from RefSeq and is a predicted model, not a curated record.